Molecule: messenger RNA, 324 nt
Organism: Dentiscutata erythropus
Lineage: Eukaryota; Fungi; Glomeromycota; Glomeromycetes; Diversisporales; Gigasporaceae
Source: the annotation of a GenBank genome assembly
GAAAUGGAUAUUGUGAAACUUGAACAAGACAUUGAUCUUUCUUUGAGUUUAUUAGGUGUUAAACAUGAUAAAAACAUUAGCAUAAAUCAAAAAAUUUCGCUUGAAAAUAAAGUUGACUCCUUGAUCGAAAUUAAAGAAAAAUAUGAAAAAUUGUUAAAAAAACAUCAAAAAGUUGCAGAAGAAUUAAAAAAAUUAAAAGAAAAAGAAGAAACAUAUAAAGGAAUAAAAGAAAAAGCAAAUAUUUGUUUAAGUAAAAUGCAAAUCGAGAUUAACGAAGAUGAGAGUUUAGAACAUAAAUUAGAUAAACUCGAAACAAAAAUCGAU